AAUACCUACACAACUCAACACGUGUUCUGUUACACCCCCUUUAUAAAGUGUUUUGAAGUUGUGUGUUUUCUUAAAAUCGAUAUAAUACCAGUUUAAGAUUGUGUGUGUGUUUUUUAAGAAUAUACUUUUGUGUUUCUGUGGUUGUUCUACGUCAGUACGUCCACCGUCCAGCCCAGCAGCAUGAGCCCCCGAGCCACGCCCACGUGGGUGGGGCCUCCUCACCACCAAACCCUCGUAUUCCUGGCCUCCGUCGGCGCCUCCUUCGUGUGGUUCGUCCCCUCGCAACUUUCUUCUCUCAAGGCAAUGUUCUUCAAGUGCCUCCCUAUUGUCCUUUUGAUUGACAUGCUGAGAGGAGGAGGAGGAGGAGGAGGAAGAGGAGGAAGAGGAUUAGGAGGAGCAGGAGGAGGAGGAGGAGGAGGAGGCGGAGGCGAGGAUGCAGUGGUGCUCCAGGCCCUCAUCCUCUCCCUGCUGGGGGAUGCUUUGCUGGUGUGGCCCAAGUACUUCCUCCCGGGGACGCUGGCCUUCGGCGUGGCCCACUGCCUCUACAUCUACGCGUGGGGCUUCCGUCAGGCGAGUGUAGUCACGGGCGCCAUCAUCUACCUCUUCGUCGCCGUCUGCCUGGCCUGCCUCCUGCCCAAGGCUCCCGCACACCUCCGCGCUGCUGUCACCGUCUACAGUUUCGUGUUGGUGACUAUGCUGUGGGCCGCGGUUAAUAGGUACAGACAGCGACGCAAUUUAACAUGGCAGCACCGAGCCUGUACCCUCGCUGGUGCCUUUAUCUUCGUGCUCUCAGAUGCUUGCCUGGCAUUCCUACAAGGCCUCAAGCUGGUGCCAUUCCCUUACGGUCGUCUUCUCACUAUUCUGACCUACUACACGGCACAGUUCCUUAUUGUUAUUGGCACUGAUUAUGGCACUGUCAGGUAGUGAGGGAAUGAAUGAUGUGUAAAAAGAAAAAAAUUAUGGAUGAAUUUAUUUUAGUUAGUAUUUCUGAUAAAGUGUUUAUUCUUAUUAGCAGGUGCUGGUGAUAUUGUAUGAUUGUUAUUGUUGUAUCACCAUUAUCCUUAUUUUCAUUUCUAUCUCUAGCACUGUUACUAUUAUCAUCACUAUUAUUUUCAUUAUUAUUAUCAUUGUUAUUAUUACUAUUAUCAUUAUUAUCACUGUUAUCAUUAUUAUUAUUACUAUUAUUUGUUAUGACUAUUAUUAUUAUUAUUAUUAUCAUUAUUAUUGUUACCAUUGUUAUCAUCAUUAUAAUUCUAAUUAUAAUUACUAUCAUCAUUAUUAUCAUUUUCACUAUUAUUAUAAUCAAUAUUAUUGCUAUCACUCUUAUCAUUGUCAUUAUUGUUAUUAUCAUAAUAACUAUUAUCCUCACUAUAUCAUUAUUAUUAUAAUUAUUAUAAUAAUAAUUAUUAUUUCUAUUAUUAUUAUUAUUAUUA
This is a messenger RNA of Penaeus indicus, 1433 nucleotides long. RefSeq names its product lysoplasmalogenase TMEM86B-like. The transcript is spliced from 4 exons. Gene Ontology annotation, molecular function: hydrolase activity. Lineage: Eukaryota; Metazoa; Arthropoda; Malacostraca; Decapoda; Penaeidae. Gene Ontology annotation, cellular component: membrane. The record is from RefSeq and is a predicted model, not a curated record. The coding region runs from base 181 to 924 and encodes 247 amino acids.